Zasmidium cellare ATCC 36951 is the source of this 4470-nucleotide messenger RNA. RefSeq lists its product as uncharacterized. Gene Ontology annotation, biological process: DNA damage response; protein polyubiquitination. The coding region runs from base 1 to 4470 and encodes 1489 amino acids. The record is from RefSeq and is a predicted model, not a curated record. Lineage: Eukaryota; Fungi; Ascomycota; Dothideomycetes; Mycosphaerellales; Mycosphaerellaceae. Gene Ontology annotation, molecular function: ATP-dependent chromatin remodeler activity; ubiquitin protein ligase activity; ATP binding. Gene Ontology annotation, cellular component: nucleus. The transcript has a single exon.
AUGGCGCCUCGCAAAGAACACGCAUUCGCGACGGUGCUCUCCGCGCAGGUGCGGUCGAGUGAUGAACAGUCGAUAUUGGUCGAGGCCGGUGGCGUCACUCCUAUGCGCUGGUUCCUCGAGCACGGCCAGCCAGAUACCGAAGGCCCACCCAAGAAACGACGAAGGCUGCAAGACAACAAGAGAGAGGCUCAGACCCAGGACGACCACCCAAAGAAUGAGGAGAUUCCGCUGUUCGAGGCAUCGAUCGAUUUCCACUUUCCAGAGACGCUCAAGGCCAAGUCGCCAUCGAAACGAGCAUUAGAGGAUGACAUCAGUUUCGAGGAGACGGCUGCCCUUCCGGUCGUGGUGUACGGAGUCGAGUCAGAUGUCACUGCGACAAAGUUGCGUCUCGCUCUUCACAAAGUGAAUGGACCUGUGCUCGUCUUGGAGUCCCAAGAGGUUUCCGACGAAGUGCUUGGACUGCUGAGAACGAUUGCCCUUCCAGGCCAGCUGAAAGCCGCAAUAUCCAACAAACGAGUCAAAGAGAGUCCGGCAUCUUUGAUCUCUUGUACUCUGACACGAUCCGUCGGCGAUCUCUAUACGGUCUUUCGUCUGCAGGCCUCGCUGCGAUGGCGUUCUGGAUCUUCGGCAUUCGUAGCAGGCGCUCCUGUCGGCGCAGCCAAAAUCUACCCUGAUUAUGACUUGCUACUUCAAGCAUUCCCAGAUCAUGUCCGAGACGCUGUGAAUCAUAGCCAGCCAUGGACGCCGCAAGACUUCUACGAAAGUGUUCACGCGCCUUCCAGAGACGUGGACGUUGAAGGCAAAUACGACAACGUUCUGGAGAGUGAACUCUAUCCUUUUCAGAAAAGGGCGAUCUCCUGGAUGCUGGGUAGAGAGGGCGCUGAGCCGUGGAUACAGGAAUCGCCAAGAUUCUACAAGAAGGUCAACGAUGCUGAUGGUCGCGAAUGCUUUGUCAAUCACCUGCAAGGCAUUGUGACCCGCGAGCCUCCAGAUGACGAGGCGAAAGUAUCAGGAGGUUUGCUAGCAGAAGAGAUGGGAUUGGGCAAGACGGUCGAGAUUCUGGCAUUGCUGUCGCUCCAUCGGCGGACGCACACAUCUUCUGAUGAAGUAUUUGACGGCGACUCCGAGACCAUGGUCAAGCCAUCAAGAGCCACUCUCAUCAUCACUCCACCCAGCAUAUUGCAGCAAUGGAAGUCGGAGCUCAAUCGACAUGCGCCUAAUCUGAAGGUCCAUCACUAUCAAGGCAUUCCGAAGGCAUACAGAAAGGGAUAUUCGGAGGCAGAUCUUAUCCAAGAUCUUGCAACGAAGUACGACGUGGUCCUCACGACUUACGGCGUUCUUGGUGCAGAGAUCCACUUUGCCGAAGAUCCACCUGAUCGGAAUAUGCGACAUGCGCCCAAAUUCGAGCGGAAGAAGAGCCCACUCAUCCAACUGCAGUGGUGGCGCAUUUGCUUGGAUGAGGCACAGAUGGUCGAUACAGGCGUGACUGCGGCAGCUCGUGUUGCUUGCCGCUUGCCGCGGGUACACAGCUGGGCAGUAUCUGGAACGCCUCUGCGCAAAAACGUCGAGGAUCUCCACGGUCUUCUAAUCUUCCUUCGAUUCAAACCGCUCAGUCUGAGUUCGAAACUCUGGGGCCACUUGGUGACAAACCACAAGCAUCUCUUCAAAGGCAUUUUUGGAAACAUAGCCUUGCGACAUACAAAGGCGCUCAUUCGCGAUGAGCUGCGCUUGCCUCCGCAGAAGCGAGUCGUCAUCUCAUGCCCAUUCUCUGUGGUAGAGCAACAGAACUACGCCACACUAUUCGACCAGAUGUGCGAGGAGGUUGGCCUGAACGCAGACGGCUCCCCUAGACACGAUGAUUGGGAGCCGAGUCAGCAGACGGAGCGAAUGCGCCGAUGGCUGAGUCGUCUUCGUCAGACCUGCUUACAUCCUCAAGUUGGUGCCAAGAAUCGCAAGGCGCCUGGUGGUCGCGCAGGCCCUUUGCGGACCGUAGCCGAGGUUCUGGCGCAAAUGAUCGAGCAGAACGAGACAGACCUCAGGACGAGAGAGCGAGAAGCUCUCUCGGCCUCUCUUAAGAGAGCACACAUCAUAGGCAAUAAUGGCGAAGAUCAACAUCGAAGCGAGAAAGCGUUGAAGUUGUAUGAAGAGGCUAUGAUAUCCUCGGAGCAUAUGGUCAAAGAGGCGAGAGAGCACCUGGCCGCCGCGAAGACAGUCGCAACCGAGAAAGGCGAGGCUACUGUCGACACCGACGACGAAGACUCGUCAUCUGAGUCCACCCCGGUUUUAGGUCGACUACGCAACGCCCUUCGAGUCGCCUUGAACUUGCAUCACGUGAGCCUCUUCUUCACUGCCACGGCCUACCACCAGAUCAAGUCAAACGAAGCUUUGACGGAAGAGGGUUCAGAUGCUUUUAAGAAGCUGGAGGCGAACGAGACAGAUCUAUACGAGCGUGCAAAGAUUCUUCGAAAGGAAAUCAUGAGUGCCACUGCAAGGAAAGCUGAAGGACUCAUGCGUCAAGUCAAAGACGUGGGGGACAACAAGACGGCCACCAAGAUACCCAAGAUCAAAGACCUCCAGAGCUUUGGCGGCAUCGAAAGCAGGAAGAUCGUGGAGAAGGCUGACGAGCUCUUCGACGAAAUCCGAACGCAGGUAUCCACAAUCAAGCAAUGGCGAGCAGACAUGGUCAAGUACUUGGUGAAGCCACUCGUGGACGAGGAAGGAGACGGAAUCGAGACUACUGGAGAUGAGUACGAAGACUCAACAAAGCAGCAGGACGAGCUUUACGUCUACUUCGAUGCCAUGAAGUCCGUAUACGCGGAUCUCAACACCUACAUCACAGGCGAGAGCGCUCCAUUGGUUGACCAUGAGGUCAAGAUGCUUGUCAAAGGUGCGAAGAUGUUCUUGGAUCCAGACGUCGCCGAAGAACACAAGCCGCAAGGCGUUCAUGCGCCCGAGCUGUUAUUGAAGCUUAUCUCUUCUCGAGUGCAGGACUCUUAUAGGAAGCGCAGGACACAGCUUGGUUCUGUCCGCAGCCUCAUUCAAGAAGCUCGAACACUAGAAUCGGCAAUGGAGUGGAGUGGGUCAGGUUCUCGAGCGGCCGCAGAGCAUGCGCUCGUGAAGCAGCAUUUGGACGCAUUGAACGGUGUCUUUUCUUCCUACACGAAGGCUCUCAAUGGCCUCGAGAAGGAGAUUGAUCUUUUCCGUGUCACUCAAAACCAGCGAGUCGAGUUCUAUCGCCAGCUCCAGGAGCUCUCCGACGAUGUGGCACCUUACAAAGAAGAGCACGACCCACAACUCGACCAUCUCGCCCUAGGGCUUGUCGUAAAUGACGAGGAUCACGCCAACAACCACUUGGCUCAACUGCGCACCAAGCAUCGCUUUCUCCUCCAUCUCAGAGACGAGAACGGUGCUGAAACCGAGAGCAAGAUAUGCGUCAUCUGCAGAGACAACUUCGAACAUGGAGUUCUCACUGUUUGUGGUCAUCAGUUCUGCAAAGACUGCAUAACGCAUUGGUUCGCCCAAUCGAAGCUCUGCCCCAUGUGCAAACGACAGUUGACGAAGAACGACGUGCAUGAUAUAGCAUUCAAGCCGCAAGAGCUUCGUGCACAGGAGGAAGCCCAAUCUUCAGACUCCUCGUCUUCUCGCAACCCCACCUCGCCGGACCAUCCGAUACAAACGUCGAUCUACUCUGAUGUCGAUCCGAAACUGAUGGACGAGAUCAAGUCAAUUGACCUGCCAAAGUCUUACGGAUCCAAGAUCGAUACUUUAGGUCGCCACCUCCACUGGAUUCGAGAGCAUGAUCCUGGCGCCAAGUCCAUCGUCUUCUCCCAAUAUCGAGAGUUCUUGGAUGUGCUAGGCUCUGCUCUUCGUGAGUUCAAGAUCGGCUAUGCGCGACUUGGACGGGCUGGAUCAGUGGAAAAGUUCCGCAACGACCCAAGCAUCGAUUGCCUGUUGCUGGAUGCCAAGACGGACUCUUCCGGCCUGACCCUCGUCAACGCUACUCAUGUCUUCAUAUGCGAGCCUCUCAUUCAGACCGCGGUAGAACUCCAAGCAAUCGCUCGUGUCCAUCGAAUUGGCCAGACGCGGCCAACGACAGUUUGGAUGUACCUCAUCAACGAGACCGUGGAAGAAUCAAUCUACGAGAUCUCGGUUGCUCGCCGGCUCUCGCACAUGCAGUCCCGUCAACAGCAGGGUGAAUCGAAACAGAAGUCACGCGCAAGCACGCCAGCGCCAUUGGAAAACGCACUCGAUGCCGCCAACUCAGAAGAGCUGCAAUCAGCGCCCCUGACUAAGCUCCUCGUCACUGGCAAAGCCGAAGGUGAGCUCGUGGGCAAUGACGAUCUCUGGCAGUGUUUGUUCGGCAAGGCCCAGACAGCGACUGCCAAUCCUGCUGUCGCUCGAGAAGUCGGCCGUCAUUUGAGGGCCGAGGCUGCUGAGCAGCGUAGGGGUGGCGAGUCCUCCAUGGCGUGA